AUGAAUCGAGAAUCGCGUAAAGAUAACCUCUCUUUUUCCCCGGCCAUGUCGCAACAGGAGCAGCAGCUUCCGAGCAGUGCUAGCGGCGCAAAUAGCGCUGAACUCCCCUUAUGCGUCUCUUUUCAACCCCGUCCCCCUCCUCCCCCCCCCUCCCUCUUCUCCCCACCCCCCCUUUCUCCCCUUCCCCCCCCUCCUCCUCCUCCCAUCCUUCCCUCCCCCCACCCCAGAACCAUGUCGCAGCAGGAGCAGCCGCUUCCGAUCAGCGCGAGCGGCGCGGAGGGCGCUGACGUGGACGAAUCAGGGGUGGCGCAGUCGCCGUCGUCCGCGAAUCCCGCCGCGCCGUCCUUCGCGUCGUCGUCGCUCUACGUGGGCGAUCUGGAUGUUAGCGUUACAGAGGCUCAGCUCUUCGACCUCUUCUCGCAGGUGGGCCCUGUGGCGUCCAUCCGCGUGUGUCGCGACAUGGUCACGCGGCAGUCGCUGGGAUACUCGUAUGUCAACUUCAGCAGCAGCCAGGAUGCUGCGCGAGCCCUUGACCUACUGAACUUCACAAACGUGGCUGGGCGGCCUAUGCGCAUCAUGUUCUCGCACCGGGACCCAUCCAUCAGACGCAGCGGCACUGGCAAUAUUUUUAUCAAGAAUCUCGACAAGAGCAUUGACAACAAGGCUCUGUACGACACCUUUGCAGCGUUCGUCUCGUUGCGUUUGAAUCUCGACAAGAGCAUUGACAACAAGGCGCUCUACGACACCUUUGCAGCGUUCGGCUCGAUCCUCUCCUGCCGCGUUGCUAUGGACGACAGCGGAGCCUCUAAGGGGUUUGCGUUUGUGCAGUUUGAGAAGGAGGAGGUGGCAAAGGCGGCUAUCGAGAAAGUCAAUGGCAUGCUUAUUGCCGGAAAGCAGCGCUUCCCCACUUGCCCCCUUCCAACCCCCCCUCCUCCAGGUGUUUGUAGGUCUCUUUGUGCGCAAGGCAAUGCUUUGGCCUUUCCUCGCCUCCCUCCCCACACCUGCACUUCCCCACUCCCCCCUUCCUCCCCUCCCUCCCCACACCUGCACUUCCCCACUCCCCCCUUCCUCCCUCCCUCCUUCCCUCCCUCCAUGCCCCCUCUCCUCCUCCAGGUGUUUGUGGGUCCCUUCGUGCGCAAGCAGGACCGCAGUUCAAACGACAGUGACGGCAUGGGAGGAGGGGGAGGGGGAGGGGGAGGAGGCAGAGCAGGCAACCAGCAGCAGCAGCCUCACUAUACCAACCUCUACGUGAAGGGUUUAGGAGAGGAGACUACCGAUGAGGAGCUUCUGAAGGUUUUUGCCGCGUUUGGGGCGAUCAAAAGCGCUGUUGUGAUGCGCGAGGCUGAUGGGCGCAGCAAGGGUUUUGGGUUUGUGAAUUUUGAAAAAGCGGAGGAUGCUGCGAAGGCUGUGGAGGGGGUAAAUGGGAGGCGGGUUGUGAAAGGGGUGGUGGUGGGGGGUGGGGAGGGGGAGGGGAAGGGAGGGGAGGGGGAGGAAGCAGGCAAGGAGGGGGCGAAGGAAGGGAAGGAAGGGGAGAAGGGCGGGGAGGAGACAGAGGAGGGAGAAACGAAUGAUGGGGAAAAGAAAGAGGAAGAAACGAAGGAGGGAGAAGCGAAAGAGGGGGAAGCGAAAGAGGGGGAAGCGAAAGAGGGGGAAACGAAAGAGGGAGAAACGAAAGAGGGAGAAACGAAAGAGGGAGGAAAGAAGGGAGGAAAGAAGGGAGGGGGAGGAGCGGGGCGGGUGUGGUACGUUGCUCGGGCUCAGAAGAAAGCAGAGAGAGAGGCAGAACUGAAGCGGCGAUACGAGGAGGAGAGGCGGCAGCAGACUGAGAGGUAUUCUCAGAGGAAUUUGUACUUCAAGAAUCUGGAGGAGAGUGUGGAUGAGGGGGAGUUGAUGAAGAUGUUCCAAGAGUAUGGCACCGUCACCAGCUGUAAGAUCCUCAAGCAGGAGACGGGGGCCAGGCCAGCAAGGAUCCUCAAGCAGGAGACGGGGGCCAGGCCAGGCCAGCAAGGGUGCGAAGGGCGACCUUGGUGGGCGAAGGGCAAGGGCUUUGCUGGCUUCGUGCUCUUUGCCCUUCGCCCAGCAAGGUCGCCGGUCUUGCUCCCUUCUCCACCCAUCCAUACCACCAAAAGAGCACAACCCCUCCCCUCUCUCCCCUCUUCCCUCCACCUUGUUGCCUUUUCCUUCCACCAGAUUCUCAAGCACGAGACAGGUGGCAGCAAGGGUGCUGGCUUUGUGCUCUUUGCAAACGAGGCGGAUGCUGCAAAGGCGCUCACAGCACUGAACAGCAAGAUGGUGAAGGGAAAGCCGCUCUACGUGGCCGUCGCACAGCCAAAGGCAGAACGGCAGGCGCAGCUGCAGGCGAUGUUUCAGCAGCAGCGGGGGGGUGCGCCCCAUGCCCGGGCCCCGGCAGCUGCUGCAGGAGGGUAUUAUGCCCCCCCAGGGGUGGUGGCGCAGCAGGGCGGGUUUUAUGCACAGCCAGGGAUGAUGCCUGUCCAGCCGCCGCACCCUUACUCCCAGCAGCCCAUGCGGCCGGGUAUGGUUCUACCAGCAGGCAUGGGGGGGGCGCCGGGUAUGGCAGGAGGCAUGGGGGCGCCGGGAAUGGUGCCGGGGGGAGCGCAAGGCAUGGUGGGGGGACUGAAUCCCAAUGUGUACAUGCGACAGCAGCAGCAGUAUGGGGCAGCACAAGGGGCGCCUGUGCAGCAGCAGCAGUAUGGGGCAGCACAAGGGGCGCCUGUGCAGGUGGGUGGGGGGAUUGGGAAUGGGAGCAUCAGGGAUGGGGGCAGGCGGAAUGAGGGCAGGAGGGAUGGGGGCGCCGGGAAUGGUGCCGGGGGGAGCGCAAGGCAUGGUGGGGGGACCGAAUCCCAAUGUGUACAUGCGACAGCAGCAGCAGUACGGGGCGGCUCAAGGGGCGCCUGUGCAGGUGGGUGGGGGGAUUGGGAAUGGGAGCAUCAGGAGUGUAGGAGUGGGGCAGGAGGGAUGGGGGCGCCAGGAAUGGGGCACAAGGCAUGGUGGGGAGGACCAAUUCCCAAUGUGUGCAUGCGACAGCAGCAGCAGUACGGGGCGGCUCAAGGGGCACCUGUGCAGGCGAGAGGAGGGGGUGUGCCUGGAGGGUUGGGAGGGCCAGUGCCGAUUCAAGUGCUGGCAGCAGCAGUGGCAUCGGCUCAGCCAGAGCAGCAGCGAGCGGUGAGUGUGGGGGAAGGGAGUGGGAGUGUGCACGUGGUGUGGUUGCACUGCGCGCAACACAUCACGCACUGGAAACGGCUGAAACGGAAGGACGUCCGUCUUUGCAAGGCGCCUAUCCCUUCUGCUGACCGCGGCGCCGUCCGCGAAUUGUACGAAGGCAAACACGCCCGCAGGGAAGGGAAGAAGAAGGCGGAGGAGAUGGCGAUCGAGGCGUGUGCGGGUGGAGCGAAGAAGCAGUGCAUCGAAGACUUCUACGGGGAAGGGGCGUCGUGUGCGAAGGAAUCGGCAGACGACGCCAUCUGCCUCAUGUGGGCGGCACUUCACCUCCCGGAGCAUCUCGCCGAUCACCCUCUCUGGCGCAACGCUGUGCGCUGCAUCAGGGACGCGGGCCAUGGCUACGUUCCCCCGAAGCGGCGGUAUGUUGGUGGCGCCGGCCUUGCGCGCUGCCGCGAAAAGAUCGAGAGGGGGCUCGCUCCCAUCACUGCGAGCUGCAAGCGGGAUGGCGUGACGAUAGGCUCGGACAUGAUGACGGACAAAAGUGGCCGUCCCCAAGCCAACAUCCUGCUCAUCAACGAUUCCGGUGCAGUGUUCACCGAAAGCAUCGACUGUAAGUUGGAGACGAAGAUGGGAGGCUACAUUGCAUCCGUUUUGCGCCCGAUCAUUGAGAAGGUGGGGCCCGCCAACAUAGUUGCGUUAUGCAUGGAUGGGGGCAGCAAUUAUGCGGCUGCAUGUAGGGAUUUCAUGCUUGAGUAUCCUCACAUUGAACAUGUGCCGUGCGCUACUCACGUCAUGGAUCUGCUCAUGGAGGACAUUGGGAAAAUGGAUUGGGCGAAAGACAUUGUGGCUAAGGCGGGGGUGAUUAUCACCUAUGUGCGUGCCCACCAUUUCAUCAAAGGUUACAUGCGAAGCCCGCAAGUGAAGGGAGGGAAAGGGAAGCAGGUGUUGAAGCCGGCGGGCACCAGAUUCGGCACGCAAUUCAUCGCGGUGCAGCGGCUUUGCGAGGUGCGGAGUGCAUUGACGCAGAUGGUGCUGAGCCCGGAGUGGCAGGCUUGGGCGAAGGGGAGGAAGCCGCCGGUCGAGCCCUUCGCAACCAUGAUCAUGGAUGCCGUGUGGUGGAAAGGUGCGGAGUUCUUCGUCGCCCUCCUGAAGAUCCCCUUUGUCGUCAUGCGCAAGACCGACUCGACGGCCAAGGGCAUGAUGGGCAGGAUGUACGAUCUGAUGCUGGAGCUCACGGAAGACAUCAAUGCGAAGCUGGAGGAGGAGGAGGCAGGAUUGGUGCUGUCCAGCAGUGAACGCACGGAGGUGACCAACAUCGUCCAAAAGUGCUGGGAACAUAGCAUGGCGUGUGCCAUGCACGUGGUUGGCCGGAUCCUCAACCCAGUCAACCAAGAGGAAGGCAUCUUCCGCACCGACCUGGAGUGUAGUCGCGUCUUCAAAGCGUUUGUCGCUCGUCACUACACAGGGCGGACCGUCACGCGCAAGGAUGGCGAGGAGCUGCGUGCAUCCCACGUCAUCCAGGACGGCCUGACGGCAUUCAACACCCUUCAGGGGAGCUUCGGCCUACCCGACGCCAUCUCUGACCGUGAGCUCGUGAAGGCCGGCAAGAAGACGGCCGUCCAGUGGUGGACGUGGCACGGGACGGAGCACCCCGAGCUGACAACGCUCGCUUGUUGCGUUCUCUCUCAGCCAGUGUCCGCAUCGGUGUGUGAGAGGAACUGGGCAGUGUGGGAAUCGAUCCACACUGCCAAGCGCAACAGGUUGGGGUCCGAGAAGUGUCGGGACCUCGUGUACGUUGCGCACAAUUGGAACAUUGUGCGCAACUGGCACAAGGGGGCUGAGUGGGUGACGGUUCUCCCGGGGAACAUCCUUGAGGCCUCCCUGCCGGAAGGGUACAACGAGUUCUACACCCUAAUCACCUCCUCUCCUCUCUCCCAUCAGAUCCCGGGCGAGCAGCUGUACCCUUUAGUGGCCCAUCCUGGGGGAGCAGCUGUACCCACUUAUCCUGGGGGAGUAGCUAUCCUGGGGGAGCAGCUGUACCCACUUAUCCUGGGGGAGCAGCUGUACCCACUUGUGGCCUAUCCUGGGGGAGCAGCUAUUCUGGGGGAGCAGCUGUACCCACUUGUGGCCCGUCAGGAGCCGGAGCAUGCGGGCAAGAUCACGGGAAUGCUGCUGGAGAUGGACAAGGGGGAGCUGCUCAUGCUGCUGCAGUCCCCAGACGCCCUCCGAGCCAAGGUUUCCGAAGCUCUCGAUGUGCUUCGGAUCGCCGCUGCCAUGGCGGCCGCCUCCACUGCGGACCAAGGCUCGGGAUGA
Molecule: messenger RNA, 5493 nt
Organism: Closterium sp. NIES-65
Lineage: Eukaryota; Viridiplantae; Streptophyta; Zygnematophyceae; Desmidiales; Closteriaceae
Source: the annotation of a GenBank genome assembly